AUGAAACUGGAGCUCGUCUUCAUACCAUCACCCGGUGACGGCCACAUCCGGCCAUUAGUGGAGGUUGCUAAGUUUCUUGUCGACCUUGACGACCAUAUCUCCGUCACCAUCCUCAUCAUCCCUCAAAUGGUCGGAUUCAGUAGCGGAAGCUCUUCCUCCUACAUCGACUCUCUCUCCACCGCAUCUGAAGACCGCCUCCACUACAAUGUUCUCUCCGUCACCUAUAAACCAAAAUCCGAUGACCCCAAAACCAAUUACUUCUCCUACAUCAAUAGCUUCAAGCCACAGGUGAAGGCCUCGGUGGAGAAACUCACUGACUCAGCCCAACCCGAGUCCCCGGUGCCGUCUCGGCUCGCUGGAUUCGUGGUGGACAUGUUCUGCAUGGCGAUGAUUGAUGUCGCCAACGAGUUCAGCGCUCCGAGUUACCUGUUUUACACCUCCAACGCAACGUUUCUUGGGUUGCAGAUCCACACUCAGUACCUUUACGACGUUGAGAAAUAUGACGUCAGCGAUUUGAAAGAUUCGGAGAUAACCGAGUUGGAGGUUCCGAGUUUGAGCCGUCCUUAUCCGGUUAAGUGUUUCCCCUCCGUGAUGUUAAACAAGGAGUGGAUGUCGGUUCUAGUUAGCACUGUCAGAAGAUUCCGAGAAACUAAGGGUAUUUUGGUCAAUACGUUUGCUGAGCUGGAGCCUCAAGCUAUCAAGUUUUUCUCAGGCGGAGAUAAUUCUCUUCCUCCGGUGUAUCCAGUGGGACCAGUUUUGAAUAUCAAAAUCAACGGUCCAAAUUCGAUGGACGAUAAGCAGUCGGAGAUCCUACGGUGGUUGGACGAGCAACCUCGUAAAUCCGUCGUGUUCCUCUGUUUUGGAAGCAUGGGAGGAUUCCGUGAGGAUCAAGCAAGAGAAAUUGCGAUUGCGCUUGAGAGAAGUGGUCAUCGGUUCGUUUGGUCUCUUCGCCGUGCUAAGCCAAAGGGAUCGAUGGGACCUCCCGGAGAGUUUACAAACCUCGAAGAGAUUCUCCCGGAGGGUUUCUUGGACCGGACCGCGAAGGUCGGGAAAAUUAUCGGUUGGGCCCCACAAAGCGCCAUUUUGGCGAACCCUGCCGUAGGAGGAUUCGUGUCGCACUGUGGAUGGAACUCGACACUGGAGAGUCUCUGGUUCGGAGUUCCGAUAGCCACGUGGCCGCUUUACGCAGAGCAGCAAGUUAACGCGUUUGAGAUGGUGGAGGAGCUAGGGCUAGCGGUGGAGAUCAGGAACUCUUUCCGGGCAGAUUUCAUGGCGGAGGAGUCGGAUUUAAUGACGGCGGAUGAGAUAGAGAAGGGUAUCCGGUGUUUGAUGGAGGAGGAUAGUGGCGUGAGGGAUAGAGUGAAGGAGAUGAGUGAGAAGAGCCACGUCGCUUUGAUGGAAGGUGGAUCUUCACGCGACGCUCUUCUAAAGUUCAUUCAAGACGUUACUAAGAAUAUCUCUUGA
This is a messenger RNA of Thlaspi arvense, 1464 nucleotides long. NCBI's taxonomy places the organism in Eukaryota, Viridiplantae, Streptophyta, Magnoliopsida, Brassicales, Brassicaceae. The record is from the annotation of a GenBank genome assembly.